This is a messenger RNA of Notolabrus celidotus (New Zealand spotty), 795 nucleotides long. Its product is annotated as membrane-spanning 4-domains subfamily A member 15-like. The record is from RefSeq and is a predicted model, not a curated record. Gene Ontology annotation, cellular component: membrane. Lineage: Eukaryota; Metazoa; Chordata; Actinopteri; Labriformes; Labridae. The transcript is spliced from 7 exons. Bases 103 to 753 code for a protein of 216 amino acids.
UAAUAAAACAGGAAGUAUCAGUUUUAUUUGUGCUUCCCAAAAUCAUCGUCGACCCAGAAAACUAUCAGAAACAGGGAGUGUGACACAAACCAGGUGUGAGACAUGUCUGUCACGGUGGAAAACGGGAAAGGAGUGACUGUGAUCACUGUGCUGGGGGACAAGAACAGCAUGCUUCCUCCAGUGUGUCAGAUCCUCAAAGCUCUCUGCUACAGUCCCAAGUUCUGGUCCGCAAAGUCAAGGAUGAUGCAGACAGGUGUGACUGCAGCUCUCGGGACUAUACAGAUCAUGGUGGGCUUGCUCAGCAUUGGACUCGGGCCGGGCCGAACAAGUAUGCACCCUGAAGACUUUGCCCAUUUAGGAGUUGCUUACUGGCUGGGUGGUGUGUUCCUCGUGUCUGGACUCACCUCUGUCCAUGCUGGGUGGUUCUCCUCUGUUUGUUCAGUGGGCUUCGCUGUGUUCAUGAACAUAGUGGGAGCCAUCUUCUCCAUCGUUGGCAUCGUGAUGUACAGCAUUGACCUGAGUGAAACCAAUGAUUUUUACUUGUACGACAUGAGAGAGCUUUACAGACGUUUGGUGUCAGCAAUGGACAUCACGAUGAUCAUCCUGACUGUUCUCCAGCUGUGUGUUUGCAUCAGCUUUGCUGUUCUGGGCAUCAAAGCUCUGAUCAACAGGAAGAAAGAAGAGGACGCCAAAAGUGCAGAAGAUCAGCUGCCACAACUGGAAAAAGUCCCCCUCACCAGUCCUGGGGCUUAAAACCAUUUUAAAUAAACACAAUGUCAUGAGUUUCUUCAUUAA